AUGGACGAGAAGGAUCCUCGUCCGAGCCCACCGAUUAUACGCGCACCUCUGACAGAUGCCACGCGCAGAAUAAACAACGGCGCCACCAUCCGGAGUGAGCCAGAGGAACGAACAACAGAAGAGGUCCGCGCCGAGAUAUUGUCCGACCCAAUGUCUAUCGUGACCAGCCCACUGUCGACCAAAGGACAUGUGGAAAUCAAUUGCAUGUCGCCAGAAGCGAAGUCACAAGUCAACUCAAACCGCAACUCGACUCUUUCCGCGCACUCGCUACUUUCCAACAAGGGAAAACGCAAGACCCAUGUCGGACCAUGGCAGCUGGGAAGAACCCUUGGAAGGGGCUCCACAGGGCGUGUCAGGUUGGCAAAGCAUGCUCUCACGGGACAGACAGCGGCGAUUAAGAUCGUAUCGAAGAAGUCUGCUGCGAUAGCUCAGAGUGAGAGUAUUGCGGCGAUGGACAAGAACAUCGGUCAUUAUAGCGGGGGAACAGCUAGGCCAAUGCCGUCCGGCAUUGAACGAGAAGUGGUUAUCAUGAAGCUCAUUGAACACCCCAACGUGAUCAGUCUAUACGAUGUGUGGGAGAACAGGGGAGAAUUGUAUCUUGUGCUCGAAUAUGUCGAGGGCGGAGAGUUGUUCGAUUACGUUUCAAACCAUGGCCCGCUGCCGGAGGAGGAAGCAGUUCGGAUCUUCCGACAGAUUAUCGCAGGUCUUGGACACUGCCACCGAUUCCAUAUUUGUCACCGUGACCUGAAACCGGAGAACAUAUUGCUCGAUGCGUGGCACAACGUGAAGCUUGCUGAUUUCGGCAUGGCUGCACUCCAACCCGCUGGCCACUGGUUGAACACAUCCUGCGGAAGCCCACAUUAUGCGGCGCCUGAGAUCAUAUACGGGCGAAGGUAUCGUGGCGACAAGGCGGAUAUAUGGAGCUGCGGCAUCAUCCUUUACGCGCUCUUGACGGGUUAUCUACCAUUCGACGGCGGUGAUCUUCCUACAACGUUGCGAUUGGUGAAAAAGGCAGAGUUCAUGAUUCCUCGCGAGCUCAGUUACGAGGCAACGGAUCUAAUUGAGCGUAUUCUUCGAAAGAAGCCGGAGGAUCGCGUCAACAUGGAGCAGAUUUUCAUGCACCCUCUCUUGAAGAAGUACGAAAAAUUUCACCAAGCAAGAUCCAACCACUAUUUGGGUCCUGCGCCGCCCAUCUAUGUACAUGAUUGUGGGCCACCAGUCCUUGCCAGACAGGACAUUGAUCUCGACCUCUUGAGGAAUUUGCAAACACUUUGGCAUGAUGUGAAACCGGACGCUUUGAUUCAAAGGCUUCUGGAGAACGAGCCAACCCAGGAGCGGAUGUUCUACAAUGCAUUGGUAAAAUUCAGGAACGAGCAGCUGGAGAACUAUCAAGGACAACCUCUUGAAUAUUCCGCUAGCGACUAUCACCACAUCUCACGGGGUCCAGCCCGCAUUGGCAACAAACGUACAGGCUCUCGCAAGCGAAAUCAAGUUCCAACUAGGGACAAGACAAAUAGUCCUGCCAGAGAGCCGAAGUCGUGCGCAACGGUGGAAAGCUACGACCCAUUCCGGUCUCCCAAGAAUCGAAUUUCAGAUAAAGAGCCUCAGUUCGCUAGAGUGACGAUUCAUCGCAGAAUUCCAGAAGAAAUCCACAAAGAGCAUUCGGCAGAGGUCGUCCAGGUGCCGAAUUCUGUUCCAGAUAGCGAUCCUGGAUAUGAGGAUUGUCCCCCCAGUUCUCCCUUUGCGGUGGUACGGAACAAGAAAUCUAAAGUCAACUCUAUGAAGUCAUUUCAAUCAAAAGCUUCAUAUAGCAGCUCUCGUCGACCCUUGAAUGCCACUCCAACACCCCGUUCGGCCAGCUACAAACGAAACGUGUGCUUUCGUCAUGGUCGAUAUCGCUCUCAGGGAUCGAUGUCUGCCAAAGCCAGCAAUACACAAGUUAACGUCCCGACGAUGAAGAAAGACGGCAGUGAUAGUAGCUUUGAAUAUGAAGAUGAUGGCGACCCGUUCUCCGACAGAUUCGGUAGCCCUGUGCUCCCUGCCCAGCCAACUGUUGUCCGAGGCAGUGGCAUUACAGUUAAGAACUGCUCUCAGAUGAGAAAGGUUCGAGAGUCUGACUUCAUCUGGAAAGAUGAAGCGAGGAAGGUUUCUCACGAGCUCGGUCAAAUCUGCGAAGAGGCAUUUAACGGCAGCUCUGUCUCUACCGGAUGUACCACGAGUACAUGCACAGACCCUGAAACUCCAGCAACGUCAGUCUCAAUGGCUAGCCCCGAGGACUCAUAUCGUCAAAUAUCGACGGCAAAGUCCAAGAGAAGGUCCGGUUCCUCAACCCCCGGUGCCUCGCCAAGGUCCUAUACAGUGGCUGAAUUGGCCGAGACUCGCCGCAGAUUAAUCCAGCACUCUACCCAUGACGGGGCUGAAGACGUCCCUGCAUACCUCACAGCGGUGAUCAGCCACCUCGAUCGGUUGAUCGAGCAAGACAAGCUUAGGCAGUCACCGAAACGGACCGGCUCUGGCCAAAACCCGCGUGUCUCCCAGGCGGACCAGCUCCCAAAACCUCCUCGUGAAUCAUCCUUUCUGCCGAUUAUAUCGGAGGAAGCCAAUGCACACACUGGACAUCCUGCGAAUACUAACGAAAUACAGCAAGACCUGCCAGUUUCGCUGCGCUCGGGACCUGGUAGUCGCCCAACCAGCAUCGUCAACGCCGGCAGAAGAACCAUACGGAUGGUUCCUCAGAGCUCUACACCGUCCAUGGAUAACAGCAAUCCUCUAGACGUGAGAAAGCGACACCGCAAUCGCGAAACGAACCUCGCAGACUCCCAACCAUUAGUCGAAGACUACGAGGCACUUCCGGAAAUCGAAAGCACGACAGGGACUAGAUACGCUUCUGCCAGCUCUCGUGCGAGCCGCAACCCAUGUGAACUGGCUCCCAUUGCAGAAAUCCCACCAAAGUCGCCCCGACGCAGUGCUCGUGGACCUGAGCCCAAGAAAUGGUCAUGGUUCCGCAAUCGAUCUCAUACAAGCACCGAGACCGCAAAGAUGCAAAAUGAAGACAAGCCUCUGCAAUCUAACGCUGCUGCUGUAGUGAUACAGGAGGUCAAUGAACCUGCACAACCUUCCCCAACUGAAGUUUCAACCCCUCCAAAAACCCAACCCCAGUCACCACCUAAACAGAAGCGUGGUUUUCUAAGCAAGCUCAUGAAAAGAAAGCCGAGCAACACACCCGAAACUCAGCCAACAGAUGACCCAGCGGAGAACAAUCCUCUGCUGAGGCAACUCAGCUCAAACGAAACCCCCUUGGACACAGAAAGCGCCCAGAAGCCUCUCCCCCGGAAACCACGGGCCCCGAGAAGCCAGAACUGGUUCGCCCGCGUAUUCCACUUCAAACCAGCCACCCGAGUCAUCGCUCUGAAUACCUCGAAGAUCAAAGGCCGGAAAGAAGUCUACAAGAUCCUCCGCGAAUGGGAAUGGAAACAGUACGGCCUGGAAGAAGUUUCCAUGGACAAAUCCAACAACAUUAUCCUAGGCCGCGUGGGCGAGGUAAACCUCCUCCGUCUCCGACCCGUCAAGUUCUCUGCGGAAUUCUACACCAUCCUCGAGCACGGACAACAGGCGAAUCUGAGUCUCGUGCGCUUCAGGCAGGAGCGUGGAGCCGCUUCAUCUUUCCAGAAGGUCGUGGACACCCUGCACUUGGUUAUGAAGCAGCGCGGGAUCCUCGUCGAAGACGCAUUCCGAGCUAAAAAGAUGACUCGAAUCCUGGAUGCGUUCCCGGACUCUUGAUCUAUCUCUCUACCCCCUUCCCCUGUCCUUUAUUGCAACAGGCUUCGCUUUUUG
This is a messenger RNA of Aspergillus steynii IBT 23096, 3834 nucleotides long. Its product is annotated as putative serine/threonine protein kinase. Gene Ontology annotation, molecular function: ATP binding; protein serine/threonine kinase activity. Lineage: Eukaryota; Fungi; Ascomycota; Eurotiomycetes; Eurotiales; Aspergillaceae. The transcript has 5 exons. Gene Ontology annotation, cellular component: cytoplasm. Gene Ontology annotation, biological process: protein phosphorylation; intracellular signal transduction. Bases 1 to 3780 code for a protein of 1259 amino acids. The record is from RefSeq and is a predicted model, not a curated record.